GGGCUGGAGAGAGUCAGAGUCAGACCUUCAAAACAACCCAGAGUCCCGCAGCAUCUUCCCCUCGGAUCUGCCUUGCUCGCCACCGUCUCCCUGCUCAGAUCUCUGGGCAACUCCUGAGGCCACAAUCAGCCCCUUUAUCUCACGUUAAACCUUCACGGAGCAACCAUGUUGAUUCUUCUGGCUUUCAUUAUUGUGUUUCACAUAACUUCAGCAGCGCUGUUGUUCAUCUCAACCAUUGACAAUGCCUGGUGGGUAGGAAAAGACUUUUCUACAGAUGUCUGGAAUGUCUGUAUCAACAUCACCAACUGUACAGCCAUUAAUGAAAACAAUUCAGAAUAUCAGUCUGUGCAGGCCAUUCAGGCCACCAUGAUCCUGUCUACUAUUCUGUGCUGUGUUGCAUUUCUGGUUUUCAUUCUUCAACUCUUCCGCCUAAAGCAAGGAGAAAGAUUUGUGUUAACUUCUACUAUCCAGCUGCUGUCAUGUCUCUGUGUUAUGACUGCAGCAUCCAUUUACACAAAUAGGCAUGAAGAUCUGCACAAGAGUAAUGGAUACGAGUUUGAUGUUCCUAGUGGCCAGUAUGGAUAUUCCUUCAUCUUAGCCUGGAUUGCAUUUGCUUUUACUCUGAUCAGUGGUGUCAUGUACCUAGUAUUAAGGAAACGUAAAUAAAUGUCAGCAGCUAGUUAUUUCUGUCAUUGCAGUACAGAAGCAGAAUUCCAAUAACCAUUUUGUAUAUAAUCAUUUGUGGUUUUGUAGUAAAGGUAUUGUUUCUCUAAAAAUGUACUGUGUUCUUGGUAUGAAAGACUAUGGAAAAAAUGAUGCAAGUUUACUGGAACACUCUGCCAGCUGGGGUCAAGAGUCUGAACAAGCCAAGGCCAAAUUAGAUUUCCUUUGUAUGUUUCACAACUUUAAAUGGCUGCCACUAAACUAGGUACUAACAAGAGUUUGAUCCUGCCCUCUAAAUGGUUCACACCAUGCAUAGACGUUCAGGUGGCAUUUAACUUCUGUUGGCGAUGUUUAAAGGAACCUAAACACACCUGCUCAACACACACAGAUGGGGUCUUCCUAAGCCAUUUAGCCCUGUCUACUUAAACUUCUUCAAAAUGACACAGGGAUUUUUUUAUAUAGAAAUAACUGAUAAAAACCUGUACUAGGCUAUUAGACUUAAAUGCUCUCUACUGUAAAAUACAAUUUUGGUUAAUGGUGAUUUAAAGGUUGGUUAAUCAUCCUUGAUAAAGGUUGUGGUUUGUACUUGUCUAUUGUAGCUUCAGGGUUUAAAGUAGUAUUUUAUAGUUUAGCAUACUUAAUCAUGGCCUUUUUAUACCUACCGUAGUUGGACAAACCCUAGGCCUAGAAAAAGGAAAGCUAGUAGGUUUUGAAUAGGCCUGUAACUAGUUACACUUGAGUCAGAUCAGCUAAUGCAAAAUAGCAUAGCUCUACUGAAGUCCGAGCUACACCCUAUAGAUCAGUUAAAUAAUUGACCUACACAGAUUCAGUGAGAACACUUGUGUGAUUACUCACAAGGUCGGAAUGGAUGCAACUCAGUGAACUAUCUCAAACAUGGGAAUUGGUCUUGCUCUAUUUCCCAAAGUGGUGGUGUUUAUGUAUUACUUGCAGGGAGCAGGAAAAAACUACUGGCUUAGAGAACAGGUAGAGUAAGAGGGAAACAAGAUUUAAAGCAGUCUUAGUACUAUGCAUUUUUGCCCUUGUAACAUGACACUGCUAGUCUCUUAUCUACAUUAUUUCCCUUCUAAGUGUGUCCUAACUUGUGAAGUUACCAACUAACACUCCUUUAAUUUGUAAAAUGUUUGUCCCCAAAUAUUCAUUCUGUUAAAGGAAUAAUUGGGUACACAAAGAAUAGAAUUUGUUCUCUAUAUAAACAGAUGUACUAUAAGGAAAGGGUUAAAGACGACUUCACCCCAAGAAUUUGAUAUCCUGGCUUACAUUUCAUGUAAUGAACAGUAAAAUGAUCUAAUGAAAUUAUAAUGCAAAUACCUGGACCAAAACUAUGUAACUGACUUAUGACUAACAGUCCAUACAUUACAGUAUAAAUACUAACUGUGCCACUAACUGGCUACUUGACAGAUACUUCAGUUAUUUACGGUAAAUCAUUUUGCCUGGGUCAUUUUAUAGUUUGAAUAUUUAAAUAUGUAAGAUACAGCAUGCAUAUAUGUACAUACAUGUAUACACAAUCAUGCUUUCAUAAUGAAAGCCCUAACACCCUAAAGCAAAUGGCAUAUGCUGGAAGAGUACAUACAGCCAUCUAUAGAUCCUGCCAUAUUUUAGUUAGUCCAAGUGUGAAUCUUUUGUACACAAAGAAAAUGCCAAGAAACGUUUGAAGUAUGUCUUGUGACAGAAAAACCAUAUUUUUAGGAUAUUUUUUACUUACUCGGCCUUGAAAAUAUUUCAUUUUCUAUGUUUUAUAUACUCUGAAAUUGUACAUGAAAAUAAAGCAGAAACAACUACUGUACUGUAACAGCAAGCUUGAUACAUUUGAUAGCCCUUACAUUGCCUUAAAGUUCUGGACCCAUUUAAACAUUGUGUGUGAGUAUUUCUGUGCAAAUAAGUAAAAAUUAAUAGCUCUUUA
Messenger RNA from Terrapene triunguis (Three-toed box turtle), 2584 nucleotides. It is a transcript of the gene EMP2, whose product is annotated as epithelial membrane protein 2. The transcript has 5 exons. The record is from RefSeq and is a predicted model, not a curated record. Bases 166 to 666 code for a protein of 166 amino acids. Gene Ontology annotation, cellular component: plasma membrane. Lineage: Eukaryota; Metazoa; Chordata; Testudines; Emydidae.